GAGGUUUGGCGAGGAGGUGAGUGACCAACAACACCAUCUUCUGGUUGGUGUAGUUAGUGAGCACCUUUAACCUUUUGGAAGAAGAAGGAAAAGACUGUCAAAUAGAUCAGUAUAUACGGACUUGGUAACUGAUGCUCGAGUUUGUCAAGUUACAUAAUCUUUCACUUGAACCACUUCUUCACAGUUGGUGUCAAGAAGUAAGAUAAUACCUUAGGAAGCACAUCAAAGUACUGAAAAUGCAAAGCAAUACUUUAAAGAGGAUGACCUUUCAUAAGAGACUGAUCAUGAGCAGCUUUACAUCACUUACAUACCAAGCCACAAGACCACUCUCUACUGCCAGCCUAAAGACUCAAAAUCACUAUGAAGUACUGGGAUUAGGAAGAGACUGCACACCAGCUGAUAUUAAAGAAUCGUUUCUCCGUUUGUCAAUGGAGCUUCAUCCUGAUAAAAAUCCGGACUCUCCAAAACACCACCAACAAUUUGUUGCCAUGAAUGAAGCUUACUCAGUUUUAAGUAAGCCUCACUCACGUCUUGCAUAUGAUGCAGAUCUCGCAUUCCAAGAACGUCCAAACAUGCACACUUAUGGUGACAUAAGGACAGAUGCUCCACGAGAAAGAGUCAUAUUCCGAGAUGAAACGCUAUGGGAAAAUCGAGACAGAAGUGAAGACCACAAAUAUGAAGGGCGACCUUACUAUGGAAUACGAGGCAUUGAUAAAAAGCUGCCAAACUCAUACAUUGCAGCAGGAGCCAUUCUCUUCAUGGUUGUUGGUGCUAUCUUCCAUUUCUUCAUUGCCAAGAAAUCCUCUGAUUUUGCCAUCGAGCACCUAAAUCGUCGUGACAGAAUUGCAGGUGAGCAUCAUCGGUUCGCAAAAGAACAAGCUAGGCUUAAUGGAAAUGAACUGCAGAUGCUACUGUUUAGACAAAAAAGUGAAGAAGAAACUCGAAGAAAGUAAAUAAUAUAUGAGUAGAGUAUAUUGUAUAAGCAGUGAAACUCAUUAGUACUUCAUAAGAGAUGGCAGAUCACAGAAUAAACAUAGUGACACAGAAACACAUGACAGAAUAAACAUUACAUGACAAAAUUAACCUCAUAUGUCAUGAAGCCAUAUACUGUACAUGUCCAUUUGCCUAUUCCAGUGCAUGUGUGUUGUUGAUACAGCAAUGGUAAUAGUUUUAGUGGUUUACAUGUACAGUAUUGCUACAGACAUUCUAGUACACAUUCUUCAGAUUUAGAUUACCGGUAAACCCUUCGUGAAAAUUCUAAUGAAUUACAGUACAGCAUUAUCUAUUGUAUAACUAUUUUUUGCUUUUAUGACUAAACUAAUAUAAGGAUACAGUACAGUAUACACUUUGAACUGCCAACAGUUGGAAACCUGAACAAGAAAACUCAGUCAGAAUCUUACUCUUUUAAACAGUUAUUUAUUAAAUACUGUAUAGAGUAUUCAGUUUAGUUUCAUAUACGUAGUGGAAGUAUGCAAUAGAAGGUUAGUCUUAAUUCUUUGCUUACAAAUGAUACUUCAUAUUUAGGUCCUGGAUGAAACCUUUCAUUCUCACCUGGGAGAAGUGGCACUGUAUAUAAUAUAUAAUAUUUUUCUGUAAGGUUCUAAAGAUACUGUAUUAAAAUAAAAGAUUUAUGACGAUUUUGUGUACCGUAUUUGUAGGCCUUUAAGAUGCACCCCCCUCCCCAGCAUUUUAUACAUGUAUAUUACCAAAUAUUUUUGAGAAAGGGAUGGUCAUUUUUAACAUUUAUGCCUAGGGUCACAUGCAGUCUCUUGUGUUACUAAAUUAAAUAGACUCACGGAAUGGUUUACCAGCCCAAGCUGUAGAAUCAAGAACAGUACUGGACUUCAAAAUAGCCCUUGACAAAAUUAUCAAGAAUAAUGUCUGGAUCCUACACAGACCACUUUACCUCACCAUGGCCACCUCUAGUGGGUGACCAUUAGGUAUAAAAGGUAAAUAAAAUACUGAAAAACACGCAAAAACACAAGAAACGUAAGGCAUAUUAUCACAGACAUAAAGUAACGCCUAAAUGGUAAGCCAAAAGGCUGAAGCAAACUCAUUACUCCCUGUACCUCCUGUCCCUGCAUUCAUAAACAAUAUCGCCUACCUUUCUUAUGUUAUUUCAUAACUGUACUACUUCAAGCAACAUUUGUAUACCUUACUACAAUAUCAAGAUGAAAUAAUUAAGCUAAAGCCAUUCAGGAAAAGCUAUUUAUGAAAGUUUAACACAACCUCCAUUUGCAUACACACAGUGUGCAACCAAAAGAAAACACUUGGAGCUAGCACAGCUGAUGAGGUAGAUUGGAGUGGCAUUCUGCUAAAUUAUACAUUACCCCAUGGCUCAAAAGUAAUGAAGAUAGUUACAAUAUGAAGUAACAGCUUGAUGAUAUUUCAGUCUUCGAGGAUGGUGAUUUUCCAGGUGGCUUUGAGGAUGAUGGAUAAAAUUUUAUGCUACUUUUUUUUUACCUCUGCUGCUUGCUAUAUAAGAUAUACAAAACUAACAUUUUAGGCAUAUAAUCAGCAAUAAUUAAAGCAUAUAAAUAAUAAGGAAAGCAUAAAAAUGCAAAAAUACUCUAAUACAAGUUAAUGUACACAAUGCAUCACAGUCUGAGGAAUGCUAGCUGGCUGACUGCCCUCGAGGCUUGCCAUAGCAAUGCAACCCAGCUGGGACGCUGCCCCAUAGCAGUGGGUCUCCCUCACUCCGCUCCCUCUCCCUGCUAAAUUUUGCGCUCGCACGAAGAAAUAUUUUUCCCUUUAUGCUUUUGACUGUUUUUAAACUUAUGAUUUUUUCUUCACAUUCUGUAUGUAGGAUUGUGUGUGCAUGUAACAGAGUAAAAAAAAUGGAGAAAGAAUCUAGGGGUAUGGUAGGCAAGCCCAGGUUAAAGGAGCUUACUGGUAAGGUUAGCUUCACAUGUACCGGGUUGCUAUUGUUCACCGUAACUGAUCCAUGAAAAUGCAUGAAUAUUAUUACAUAUCUGUAACUUAUGAUUACCUAUUGUAUUCCAGUAGUCUGUAUAUACAGUACUACUGUAUUUAGCAUUACAAGCACAAAAUCUGAUGUUUUUCCCCCAAAAAAAACACAAAAUUCACUUUAAAUACAUGUUACCAAUUGUACUUUUCCCCCCCCCCAAAAAAAAUAUUUAUUGUAAAAUGGGGGUGCAUCUUAUAAGCUGGCAAAUACAGUACACUAUUUUUUUGUAAAUUAUUAUAUUUUUUUAUGUAUAUAUGAAAUGUAAAUACACUAUAAAGGCUAUUCAUUCUACAGAAAUACAGUAUGAAUCCUGUCUACCUAAGAAUCCUUUGAUAUUUUAAAUACCAUUUACUACUGAAGACUUGAAAUCUCCUUCUACACAAAUCAUUGUAAUGGUAAACAACUACAACACAAAUGACUUACCGGUACUGUAAUUUGUAGAUCUUGACCAAGAUUCACCAAUCUGCAGCCCAUUGAACUGUGGGAAUAAAACGUAAAUAUACAAAAUCUGUUCAUAUCCACACUUGUAAUUUGAUACACUGGAAAUAACUACAAAAUACACAGUACUGUACAAUAUUUUUGUAACAAAGUAAAAAAUGUCAAAUUUAGAAAUGCUUUAUUAGCAAUGUAAGACAUAAUAAAACAAUAUUUUCAAACUGCCAUCAAUAAAAAUCCUGACCUCUUCU
Messenger RNA from Homarus americanus (American lobster), 3654 nucleotides. RefSeq names its product dnaJ homolog subfamily C member 4-like. The transcript has 6 exons. The record is from RefSeq and is a predicted model, not a curated record. NCBI's taxonomy places the organism in Eukaryota, Metazoa, Arthropoda, Malacostraca, Decapoda, Nephropidae. The coding region runs from base 237 to 953 and encodes 238 amino acids.